ACCUCGAUCAGAUGGAUACAGUUGGACGAGGUGGACGCAUCGGCACGUACCAGACAAACUACUGACAAACAAGGCGAAAGGGAUAUAUACACACAUAUAUAUAUAUAUAUAUACAUACGAACUGAUCGUUCACACCGCUGCGCUACAUGGAUACCGGUUGUUUCACCGCGGCGCAGCGUAUUUCGUGCCACACCAUGAAUGCGGAUUUAUUUAAGCCUGUUCCUGAGCGUGGACCCCAACAGUCCUCUGCCCCGGUGAAAACCAGCAGGAAUAAACCCGAACAAACCAAACCAGAGCUGGCCCAGGUGGUGACAGACUCCAAGACGGGAAGAUCUUACAGUAAAGGAAAGCUUUUGGGAAAGGGCGGCUUUGCUCGAUGUUAUGAGAUGACAGACCUCUCCAACAACAAAAUGUAUGCUGUGAAGGUGAUUCCACAGAGCAGGGUGUCCAAACCGCACCAGAGGGACAAGAUAACGAAUGAGAUCGAGCUCCACAAAACCCUGUCGCACAAGCAUGUGGUGAAAUUCUCUCAUCAUUUUGAAGACCAAGAAAACAUCUACAUAUUCCUCGAGCUCUGCAGUCGGAAGUCCCUGGCACACAUUUGGAAGGCGAGACACACGCUCACAGAGCCAGAAGUGCGUUAUUACCUCAGACAGAUCAUAUCCGGCCUCAAGUACCUCCACAGCAGAGGGAUCCUGCAUAGAGAUCUCAAACUAGGCAACUUCUUUGUCAACGAGAACAUGGAGCUGCGACUGGGAGACUUCGGCCUCGCUGCCAAGCUGGAGACAGUCGAGCAGAGGAAAAAAACAAUCUGUGGGACUCCGAACUACUUGGCCCCUGAGGUGCUCAACAGACAGGGCCAUGGCACAGAGUCCGACGUCUGGUCCCUCGGAUGUGUCAUGUACACACUGAUGUGCGGCAACCCUCCUUUUGAGACUCUAGACCUGAAGGAGACCUACAAGUGUAUAAAAGAAGUUCGGUACAACUUGCCAUCCUCGCUCUCUCCUGCAGCACAGAAACUCAUCUCAGGCAUCCUGCAGAAAAACCCCAGCGACAGACUCUCACUGGAUCAAAUCCUCAACCAUGAGUUCUUCACCAAAGGUUUCACCCCUGAUAAGCUUCCCAGCAGCUGUGUGAUGGUACCAGAGCUCCACCCCCCCAGCCCUGCUAAGAAAUUCUUCACUAAAAUGGCCAAGAGCCUCUUUGGCAAAAAGAAAGCAAAAGUGGAGAAGAUUCCAUGCGAGGAAAAAGAUGACAAAGACAUUUCCAAGCUGGUGUCAGGCAUCGUUAAAUGUUCCAUCAAUCGGCAGAUCAGCUACAAGACAGUGGGACCAAAUGAGGUGCCCUCUCCGACCAAUCAGCUGGUCAGCUCUGUGCCUCUGGAACAGACUCCUGCUGAAGAGGAAUCCAGGAAGUCAAUCUCACGCUCCUUCAAGGGCACAAUGGCCAGCAGCACUGAACCCUGUGAAGACGUCCUGAGCCCUGCAGCUGUUGCUGAAUCGGCCAUGAAAGUUCUCAACGGCUGCCUGGCUACCAUGCCUGCAGCCACUAGGAACCCACCCUGUUUGUCCAGGCCACAGUCCUUCCUGUGGGUGACUAAGUGGGUUGACUACUCAAACAAAUAUGGUUUUGGCUACCAGCUCUCGAACCAAAGCAUUGGUGUGCUCUUCAAUGAGGGAACACAUCUCAGUCUUUGUAACCAACGCAAGACAGUCCACUACUGCUUGACCAACAACCAACACUUCACUUUCGCUACCAAUUCUCUACCUGAGCAGCUUCGCAGCCAGAAACAAAUUGUGGAGCUCAUGGCAAAUUACAUGGAGCAGAACCUUAUGGAGGGUGGAGAUCUGCACUGUGAGGAGCAAGUCUCAGGUCCUCCUCCUCUGCUGCUUCAGUGGGUGAAGACCGACCAUGCUCUGGUCAUGCUCUUCAACAAUGGCACUCUACAGGUUAACUUCUAUACAGACCACACAAAGAUCAUCCUGUGCAAGUCAGCUGAUGACUCAUACCUACUUACCUACAUCAGCCGGGAACGCGUCUCAUACACUUACCUCCUCAGCAUGCUGAUUGAGCUGGGCUGCACCUCCGAGCUAAGGCACCGGCUGCGAUAUGUGGUCCAGCUGCUCCAACACCAUGCUGAUGCCUGAGGGCACAUCUCAGUGCCUCCCAGGCUGCCUGAUUGGCAGAUGCCUUAGAGGCAGCCUGACUGGUUAACACCUUCUUUGGCCGUCUGACUGGCUGAUAUAAUUUCUCGAGGCAGUGCUGCAAGGAGCUGACACCUGUUCAGUUGACCAAUGGAAGACUCAGAAGUUGAGCAAAUAUUCUUUGGACUGGUGCUUACGCAGUUGAUUAUCAGAUUGAUUGACCUUGACAAACAUCAAGCAGUCAGGAAGUUGCCCAAUGCAGCAUCUGCCCCAAGGGUUUGUGCCUGUCUAGCUCAUGCCUCAAAGGUAUCCACCUGGAAGGUAUUGAUACCUAAGACUCCUACCUGGCCUGAAAUGAUGGAUCCCUCACAGGCAGAUGCCUAAAUGAACACCCAAACUCCCAAUUCACCUUCCCUCACUCACUCAAAACCACUGCUUCUUGGCUGGAUCUUUCAAAGCCGCCAACCAACCCUGCAGCUUUCAGCUUCCCUGACAGCCGAUAACCCAGGCAUGGUUUCUCGAAGGUAUCAAAACACUAAAAUUGUCUUAUUUGCUUGCAACGGAACAGGGAUAAUCUUGUAGCUGGAAUGCUUUUAGGCUCAGUUUUCCAAAAGUAUUUUAGCAGCAAGGUCAUUUAUGGCGUUGACUUGCACUGGAACUGAUCUUACAGCAGAGAUGCUUUGAGAACUGUAGUUUGACGAGAGAGACCCUCCUACCCUCGGUUGGUUUCUGGCCUCUUUAGACUAUGGUGCACACAUUCAUUUAUUUUAUUUUUUAUUUAAAAGGAAAAAAAUGAGCCAGCUAUAGGAUCACACUACGAUCUUGACCUCACAUGCACAAAUAACAUUCCUGGCCUUAUUUGAUGAUGGUAAUGUCUGGAGAAGCUGCUUCUCCUCCAACAUCACUUUUGUCUUUUUUUUUCUGUUCGUUAUUGGAAUCAAAUUUCACUGAAAUGGUACACGGCAUUCUAAAGGGCCUAUGGGAGCAACACAAUUUUGCACUUUUAUUUUUUUUGGGAAUAUCUGGAAAGCAAAACAUUUUACUACCACUUGUAAUAUUUUAUUUGUUUUUAACUAGAUACCAAAAGGCAUUUUCUUUGUUGGUUUUUAAAAUUCUGUUUUUUUUAAAUUCACAUACAGUAGGUGAGUGUGCGUGUGUGCCACACAUGUACUGGUAAACAACUGUUGGUUGGAAAAUGAGGGUGGGGAGGGGGAUAAAAGUGCCUUUCUGAGGGAUGUCUGUAUAGUGCAAUAACAACCCUUUGUGAAUGUCAAGCUGGAUACAAACAAGGAUUUGAGAUGGGUUUUACAGUGGGAUUUACUUUUGUACUUUAAGCAAAGUUUAAAAGUAAGUCCAAUAGCACUACACUCACUACCUGGUAUAAGCUUUUAGAACAACUGGUAUCACAAGUAUAUAUCCCAGUAAUAUCUACUAAGGAAAAAAGAAAACAUUGUGCUCUGUUGUACUGUACUGUACUCUACUGUAAUCCUUAUCGGUUUACAUUGCUUUCUUGACCCAGAGUUGUACCCUAAAAACUGUGACCUGGAAUGCAAGUAUUACGUACAUGUGUUUUCAAAAAACCAACAUUGUGAAAGCCAUCUGCCAAUUCAGAAGAGUCUUUAUUUUUUGGCACAUAAUGUCCUGUUUAUUUAUUUUUUAUUUAUACAUGUUUUUUAUUUAUUGUGUAAAUGUUACGGUCUUGACAGAAGGAAAUGUUCAAUUCCAAUCACUUUUUGUAUGUAACAUAUUUGGGGAGGAAAUAGGAUAAAAAUAAAGUUUAUUGAAAAUGAA
Molecule: messenger RNA, 3935 nt
Organism: Dicentrarchus labrax (European seabass)
Lineage: Eukaryota; Metazoa; Chordata; Actinopteri; Moronidae
Gene: plk3
Product: polo-like kinase 3 (Drosophila)
Biological process (GO): protein phosphorylation; Golgi disassembly; mitotic cell cycle
Cellular component (GO): spindle pole; nucleus; centrosome
Molecular function (GO): ATP binding; protein binding; protein serine/threonine kinase activity
Source: RefSeq, a predicted model, not a curated record